Messenger RNA from Naegleria lovaniensis, 1290 nucleotides. RefSeq lists its product as uncharacterized. Gene Ontology annotation, biological process: protein phosphorylation. Lineage: Eukaryota; Heterolobosea; Eutetramitea; Acrasida; Naegleriidae. The transcript is spliced from 3 exons. The coding region runs from base 1 to 1290 and encodes 429 amino acids. Gene Ontology annotation, molecular function: ATP binding; protein kinase activity. The record is from RefSeq and is a predicted model, not a curated record.
AUGGAAAUUGAUAAUUUGGCCAUGUCUAAUUGUAAAAUUGAUCAUACGUACAGCUUUAAUUUAACAAUCACAAACAGUGUACUGUUCUCAACAAUGAUCCGAUUAAGCAAUGACAAACAGAACAAAUUCAUUCCUGCAACCAUGCAAUAUUAUUUAAACAUAGAAGGAACGAAUUUUGAACAAGUAUCUUUGUAUUAUGGUAAUUGCGUAUUGGGCACUGUUUCAAGAAGCAGAUUUGUAGGCGAUUAUUCGAAUUUAUUUAUCAUUCAGAUUAAAGUUGAUGACGAAGAAGAGGAUUCUGAAAGUGGUGAAUUUGAAAGGGAGGCAACGUUAUUGAGCAGUCUUCGCCAUCCCAACAUUCUCACAUUUUAUGGAAUUUGUGCUCCCAACCCAAACCAAAAAUUCAUGGUUGUGGAAUACAUGAAAGGAGGAUCUCUGGAAAAAUUAAUCUCAAAUUGUAGAAAUGGAAAAGACAGCCUCGAUUUUCAAUCCAAAAUUAACAUUCUUCUUGGUGUUGCUAGAGGAAUGGUUUAUCUUCAUUCUCUCAAGCCAAGAAUGAUUGUUCAUAGAGAUCUGAAGCCAGGUAAUAUUCUGCUAGAUGAAAAUGGAGCAGUACGUGUUUGUGACUUUGGAUUGAGUCGAGUGGUUGGAACGAACACGGUUCAACAACGAACCAUGACCACAAAUAUUGGAACGUUAUUGUAUUGUGCUCCAGAAAACUUCUCUUCUGACUCAUCAAGCUAUGAGACCAUGUCAAAUUAUUCCCAAUCCACUGGGUCACUUCUUUCGAGCUUCAAUCAACGUACUUCUUGUUCGAUAUCCAAUAAUGACUUUUUUGGCUCUUCAAGCCCUUCUAGCUAUUUAUCCAAGGAGGAUCGAUUCAAGAACGCAAGCAAAAUUGAUGUCUAUAGCUUUGCAGUUAUCAUGUAUUCUCUGUUUUUUGAGGAAAGUCCAUUUUCCAAUGCCAAGAAACUGCAGCACUUUUCAGAGAAUGCGAAUACAGAGGAGGCAAAUACCCAUACUCUUAAUAUUCUAUCCUUUGUUUUGAGAGGAAGCCGGCCAAAAAUUCCAUUCGACUCUCCUGAACAAAUGAAAGAAUGGGUUUCAGAAUAUGUUUGUAAUAAGGAAAAAAGCGCUGAUGUGAUGAGUGACUCCUUAAUGAAUGCAAUAAGCAAAUAUAUGGAUCUCAUGAAGCAAUGUUGGCAUCAGUUGCCACGUGAAAGACCAUCUUUUGAUACUAUCGUUGUGGAACUCUAUGAAAUUCAAAGCAUGCUAUCGGUGAAGCAGUAA